Molecule: messenger RNA, 466 nt
Organism: Entelurus aequoreus (snake pipefish)
Lineage: Eukaryota; Metazoa; Chordata; Actinopteri; Syngnathiformes; Syngnathidae
Product: adenosine receptor A1-like
Exons: 1
Coding region: 107-466 (119 amino acids)
Biological process (GO): G protein-coupled receptor signaling pathway
Cellular component (GO): synapse; membrane; dendrite
Molecular function (GO): G protein-coupled adenosine receptor activity
Source: RefSeq, a predicted model, not a curated record
UCAGAAGCUGCUGAGGGUCCAUCCAGUAUCAGAAGCUGCUGAGGGUGCAUCCAACAUGUGAAGAAGUUCCUGGGAGUGGAAGCAAGACGUGAGUUUGGUGUGAAGAAUGUCUUCCUGUCCUGGCAUGAAGGAGCUGGAGCUGCCGGACCCUCUCUACAUCUCCAUGGAGGUGCUGGUGGCUCUGGCCGCUGUGCUGGGCAACGUUCUGGUGGUGCUGGUGGUGUGGCUGAACCGGGCCCUGCGCAACACCACCUUCUGCUUCAUGGUGUCCCUGGCGCUGGCUGACAUCUCGGUGGGGGUUCUGGUGAUCCCUCUGGCCAUCACCAUCAGCCUGGACAUCUGCACCAGCUUCUACACCUGCCUCUUGCUCUGCUGCCUGGUGGUCAUCAUCACGCAGAGCUCCAUCCUCUCGCUGCUCGCCAUCGCCGUCGACCGCUACCUGAGGGUGAAGAUUCCCACCAGGUGA